Messenger RNA from Pyricularia pennisetigena, 1017 nucleotides. RefSeq lists its product as uncharacterized. The transcript has a single exon. The coding region runs from base 1 to 1017 and encodes 338 amino acids. Lineage: Eukaryota; Fungi; Ascomycota; Sordariomycetes; Magnaporthales; Pyriculariaceae. Gene Ontology annotation, cellular component: outer membrane. The record is from RefSeq and is a predicted model, not a curated record.
AUGUCAUACAACAGCGGUUAUGGAAACCAACAGGGCGGUGCGAACUCGUCGUACUACAACAGCGGCGGCCCUCAGAAUCAAGGUCAGAACCCAUAUGGCGGCCCACCGCCGUUGAACGCCCAGCAGCAUGGAGGCCCUCCUCCCAGCUACAACAACGGCCCCGGUUUCCAGGGCGGUAAUCACGGCCCGCCGCACCAUGGCGGACCUGGUGGUUCUGGGCAGGAUGGUGAGCGUGGCAUCCUGGGCGCGAUGGGCGGUGGUGCCGCCGGUGGGUUUGCGGGCCACAAGAUGGGCCACGGCAUUCUCGGUGCCAUCGGUGGAGCCGUUGCUGGUCACUUUGCCGAGGAGAAGGUCAAGGACUGGAGGGAUGACAGGAAGGAGGAGGAAGAGAGGCGCAAGAGGGAAGAGGAGGACAGGCGUAGGAGGGAGGACGAUGACAGACGCCGCAGGGAGGAGGACGACCGCCGCCGCCACGACAACAACAACAACAGGAGGGGCUGCUCUCCGCCCCGGGGCAACUAUGCCGGCAAUUUCUCGGGUUCGUCGCGUGACAUCAGCCUGGACGGCGCCCGCCUGCGGGCCGAGUGCCGCCGCGGCGACGGAGGCUACAACACCAGCGUUAUCGACCUGAACCGCUACCUCUCCAACGACAACGGCAACUUCCGCUGGGUCUCUGGCGGCGGCGGUGGCGGCGGCACCGCCACCGUGACGGUGCAGCAGGGGGAUACCCUGAGGGAGAUUGGCAGAAGGUUCGACUGCGACUUCCACGAGAUCGCCAGGAGGAACAACAUCCACAACGAGGACCUGAUCUACCCGGGUCAGGUGCUGCAGGUUCCGACCAAGGGUGGCUCGGGCGGCGGUGACGGCAACUUCUGGGAAUCUGCGCGUGAUGUCAGGCUUGUCGACGGUGGCAAGGUCCUCGAGGCAGAGCUUCGGUACUCGGGAGGAUGGAACAGGUCUCGCAUCUACCUGGAUGAGCACAUUGGAAACCGGAACGGCGAGCUGGUUCACUGUUAG